AUGCGGGCGGACGUCAAAGCGCAGCUCGCGGACGCGAAGCGCGCGUUGGAGGCGUUGACGCUGCGGAAGAGAGAGAAGGAAGAACGCGAACGCCGCGACUUCAUGGCCGCGUAUCGAGGCGGCGACGCCGCCGGGACCGGCGGUGGAGGCUCCGACGACGCGCGCGCGUACUUCCCCGGGGUGUAUCCCACGGACGUCGGCCACGCGCUCACGGGCGGGCGCGAGGUCACCGUCGCGGAGGCGUGCGAGAUAUUGCGCGCGGAACACGGGACGAUGAACUGGUUGCUGUGCGACCUCACCCCGGAGACGGGGCGACCGCGUCUGUUCGCCGCGGAUUCCAACGGGCUGCAUAAGCUGACGCGGUACCUCGCGGCCGACGCGGUGUUCUUUGGCCUGAUUCGCAUGACGUUCGGGAUCGGGAAGCGCCGACGUCGGAAGUUCAUUUUCCUGCGUUGGAUCGGCGAAGACGUCUCCGCGACGCGGCGGCGAGACGCGGAGGAGGCGCUGUCGAAGAUGCGAUCCGUGCUCGGUUCGACGUCGUGCGAUCACUUCGCGACGUCGAGGGAGGACGUCACCGCGGACGUGCUCGUGGAUAAACUCGCGCGGAUCGUCGGCGGCGACGGCGAUGACGAGGCGUUCGGCAAAGAAGCGUUCGUCGCCGCCGCGGCGGAGGAGACGGAGGCGAGCCGGAAAGCCGCGGCGGCGGCGGCGGCGGCGGAGAAGCGCGGGAGCGAUGCGUUUUUCUGGCCGCCGUUCGAGGACGCGCUCGCGUCCGUGCGGGAGGAUUCGGAGCCGUUCAAUUGGGUGAUGGGAGAGAUCGACUACGGCGGGAAGGGGGCGGCGGCGGCGUGA
This is a messenger RNA of Micromonas pusilla CCMP1545, 852 nucleotides long. RefSeq lists its product as uncharacterized. Gene Ontology annotation, molecular function: actin binding. The coding region runs from base 1 to 852 and encodes 283 amino acids. Lineage: Eukaryota; Viridiplantae; Chlorophyta; Mamiellophyceae; Mamiellales; Mamiellaceae. The record is from RefSeq and is a predicted model, not a curated record. The transcript has a single exon.